AUGACAGAAGAAUUGCUUCAAAUCAGUUUGGUUCGUCAAGAUGAACAUUCAGGAGUCACAAGCCAGACAUCUUACCAGCAGGAUAAAUGGAGGACAAUACAGAAGAUUUUUCAAGUCAUCACCACUCUUCCACCAGCUGAUGAAGAAGGUCAACGAGAAGCUCCAAGAAGACACUCCACGUCUUCUGGAUCGACUAAUAUUCAAGUCAAUGGAGAUUUGACAAAUUCGGCAAAACGCUCGGAUCCCUGCAAGGACAAUCGAAUGACUUCAAAAGAUUUCGACAAAAGGAUUCAAUAG
Messenger RNA from Caenorhabditis remanei, 297 nucleotides. RefSeq lists its product as uncharacterized. Lineage: Eukaryota; Metazoa; Nematoda; Chromadorea; Rhabditida; Rhabditidae. The record is from RefSeq and is a predicted model, not a curated record. The transcript has a single exon. The coding region runs from base 1 to 297 and encodes 98 amino acids.